AUUCUGCAUUGCAGGUCUGUUCUACACACGAAUAAGUACAUUUGCACUCUGUGGGAUUCUGUCAGGAAUUCACGAUGGCAGGAUUGAAAAUGAAGGCUGUGAGGUGUCCGACGGACGAAUUGAGCUACACCAACUGUGCUGUUCUCAAUCCUGCUGAUUUUCCAGAUAAUGUCAAGCACAUUGAAGUGACAACUGGGCCAAAUCAGCACUUCGUAUUCACCGUAAAAAGUCACCCUGAGGUGCCCCAUGGAGCCGUGGGCUUCAGUCUGCCCCAGCGAAAGUGGGCGGCCCUUUCCCUCAACCAGGAGAUCGAUGUUCGUCCCUACCACUUCGAUCCCACCUCGGCCUCCGAGUUUCUCUGCACAAUUGUCCUAGAAGCUGACUUCCUCCUAAAGACGAAAACAACCCUCGAACCCUACGACACAGAGCUCAUGGCCAAGGAAUUCCUCCUCCAAUUUUCAGGUCAAGCCUUCACAGUUGGCCAACAACUGGCAUUUCAAUUCCUAGACAAAAAAGUGCUCGGUCUCGUGGUGAAGAAUCUCGAGGCAGCGGACAUAUCAGCGAUAAAAUCAGGCCAAGAGCCAAAACCAAAGAAAACGAGAAUGGGCAGAUGCCUGGGUGACACUGUCAUUCAAUUCGAGAAGGCUGACAACUCGAGUUUAAAUCUCAUUGGCAAGGCCAAGGGAAAAAUGGUGCGCCAAUCCAUCAUAAAUCCAGACUGGGACUUUGCUAAAAUGGGAAUUGGUGGUCUGGACAAAGAGUUCAGUGCGAUCUUCAGACGAGCAUUUGCCUCACGCGUGUUCCCCCCAGAACUAGUUAUGCAACUGGGUUGCAAACACGUCAAAGGUAUUUUACUGUAUGGACCCCCUGGAACUGGAAAGACGCUGAUGGCACGUCAGAUUGGAACGAUGUUGAAUGCACGAGAACCCAAGAUCGUGAAUGGUCCUCAGAUCCUCGACAAGUACGUGGGGGAGAGUGAGGCGAAUGUCAGGAGACUGUUCGCUGACGCCGAAGAGGAGGAGAAGAGACUCGGUCCCAACAGUGGACUCCACAUAAUCAUAUUCGACGAGAUAGAUGCCAUCUGCAAGUCUCGAGGAAGUGUCGCUGGUAACACUGGGGUUCAUGACACAGUUGUGAAUCAGUUGCUGGCUAAGAUCGAUGGUGUUGAGCAGUUGAACAAUAUUCUAGUCAUUGGGAUGACGAAUCGAAGGGAUAUGAUCGACGAGGCUCUGCUGCGUCCUGGAAGGCUGGAGGUGCAGAUGGAGAUCAGUUUGCCCGAUGAGCAUGGCAGGUUUCAGAUUUUGAAUAUUCAUACAGGUCGUAUGCGCGAUCACAAGAAGAUUGCAGGGGAUGUUGAUCUCAAGGAGCUGGCAGUGUUGACGAAGAACUUCAGUGGAGCUGAGCUGGAGGGUCUGGUGAGGGCUGCUCAGAGCACAGCAAUGAAUAAAUUGAUCAAGGCAUCGAGUAAGGUCGAGGUGGAUCCCUCGGCGAUGGAGAAACUCAUGGUGUCACGAACGGAUUUCCUUCUGGCGCUUGAGAAUGAUGUGAAGCCAGCAUUUGGCACAGCAGCUGAUGCCCUCGAUCAUCUUCUUGCCAGGGGCAUUCUCAACUGGGGGAGACCUGUUGCGGAGAUACUUGCUGAUGGCAAUCUUUACAUUCAGGAGGCCAGGGCCACCGAGGGCUUCGGCCUUGUCUCGGUUCUGCUGGAGGGACCGCCCAACAGUGGGAAGACUGCCCUUGCUGCACAAAUUGCUAAGAACUCGGACUUUCCGUUCACCAAAGUUUGCACUCCUGAUGAUAUGGUUGGAUUCACUGAAAAUGCCAAGUGUCUGUCGAUACGCAAAGUGUUUGAUGAUGCUUAUCGCUCGCAGUUGAGUUGUAUUCUUGUGGAUAACAUCGAACGUCUGCUGGAUUAUGGACCCAUUGGACCCAGGUAUUCGAAUCUCACGCUGCAGGCACUGCUGGUUCUACUUAAGAAACAACCGCCGAAGGGAAAGAAACUUUUGGUGCUGUGCACUACUAGUCGCAGGCAAGUCCUCGAAGAUAUGGAGCUCCUCUCAGCAUUCAGCACAAUCCUCCACGUCCCCAACUUAUCCACCCCCGACCAUCUGCUCUCAGUUCUGGAGGAAGUUGAAAUAUUCACAAAGGAGGAAAUAGCCUCCCUCCAUGGGCGACUGCAAGGCAAGCGUGUCUUCAUUGGAAUUAAGAAACUACUGGGUCUGAUUGACAUGGCACGACAGGUCGAGCCGAGCUACCGAGUUCCCAAAUUCCUCUCGAAACUCGAGGAGGAAGGUGGCCUGGAAUGAGCGGUUUGAAAGCGAGCGAAAAAUUGUACAAUUUUGUGUAAUUAUUUAUUCAGAAGAAUAUCCUAUAGUCAAUUUACCAAACGUUCCACCAGCAAACGCAAAUAUGUCACGUAGUAGUUGAGACGAUAAAAAAAAUGUAUUAGAACGGAUUAACUGGAGUCAAUUCGCGUCAGUCCGAUUGGAGGAAAAAAUAAUAAAACGAAUCAGUGAUUUUAUCAGGUUUAUCUAGGUAAAUUGUACCCAGUGGAAGUAUCGUAGUUCAAUGGGCGUACGCCUAACUUAUCAUCCUGACGCACCUGAGGGAAAUCGAAGGAAUAAUAAUACUAAUGAUGAAACUAGAAUUCAUUCCGUGACGUCGGUUAGGGCGUCAAAUAUUUUAUUACCAUAUAAUGUUACAUUUGACCAAUAGUUAAUCUCAUUAUUCGUGCACUGGAACUCGAUUACAAAUUAUAUCGUUGAUCUUAAUUCACUGAAACCGGUUUAACGAUCAUGUAAUGGUGAAGAGAGUUAAUGAGUGCAAUAAACGAUGAAUUGUUGGCCGGAUAGAAGAAAAAAUACAGCUGUCGUAAAGAUUUUAUGAUCGAAGUGAAGAUAUAUUUGCCAUAUUUUUUCUCUUGCCGUCCGCACGGUCAGGGAUUGAAACAGAGUAUUUAAUAUUUGUUGAGAUAUAGGAUCGAAGGAGCAAGCCGGAGCAUUAUGGAGCCCUAAUAGGAUUAACAAAAAUUAGUACACAAAGUAGUUGAAUUCAAUUGUCUCAUAUACUCGUGGGCUUGAACGUGAUAGAUGCAUUUAGAGUAGUAUUUUAUCAAUUUACGUUCAGUCUUGAUCUUCAACCGUCAUUCCAGCCACUAGGCCUAUGCAAUUUUGUUACUUAAUUUGUGAUGGGGGGAAUGAAUUGUCUUGUUGAUUCGUUAAUUACGAAUUUCUAUUUAUUGGGGGAUGAUGGGAGACUCAGGUGGAUCGAGCGUUCUAUUUAUUGAGUGAAACGCUGCUGUUGCGAAAAUUAAUUAAUCACCGCGACUCUCUUGUUCUUGUUCUCGUUCGGUGAAUUAUUUUGAAGGUAUGACGUGGGAAACGUUUCGACGUGCUUGGCUACAGGCACAUCGUGGAUUGAUGCUGUUAUUAACGUGACUGCAGUGUACUUUUUCGAGCUGUCUUUAGUGAUAUUGUCUCUGUGUAUAAACAAAUAUAUUUCUGUCUGUUUGAAA
This is a messenger RNA of Diachasma alloeum, 3514 nucleotides long. Its product is annotated as vesicle-fusing ATPase 1. Bases 75 to 2306 code for a protein of 743 amino acids. The record is from RefSeq and is a predicted model, not a curated record. Gene Ontology annotation, biological process: intra-Golgi vesicle-mediated transport; SNARE complex disassembly; Golgi to plasma membrane protein transport. The transcript is spliced from 4 exons. Lineage: Eukaryota; Metazoa; Arthropoda; Insecta; Hymenoptera; Braconidae. Gene Ontology annotation, molecular function: ATP binding; ATP hydrolysis activity. Gene Ontology annotation, cellular component: Golgi stack.